Molecule: messenger RNA, 164 nt
Organism: Racocetra fulgida
Lineage: Eukaryota; Fungi; Glomeromycota; Glomeromycetes; Diversisporales; Gigasporaceae
Source: the annotation of a GenBank genome assembly
AUUAAAAUUACCGGAAGUUGAAGUAAAUACAUCCACCGAAGACACUGAGGAUGAAGAUGAUAAUAAGGAAUCUUCCGACGAUGAUAACUUCGAUGAUGAGGGUUCUUUCAAUAACAACGAAGUUGAUGGAGGGUUCUGUGGUUUUUCUGAUGAUGAUUAUGAAG